This is a messenger RNA of Gadus macrocephalus (Pacific cod), 3748 nucleotides long. Its product is annotated as glutathione hydrolase 7. The transcript is spliced from 16 exons. NCBI's taxonomy places the organism in Eukaryota, Metazoa, Chordata, Actinopteri, Gadiformes, Gadidae. Gene Ontology annotation, molecular function: glutathione gamma-glutamate hydrolase. Gene Ontology annotation, biological process: glutathione catabolic process. The record is from RefSeq and is a predicted model, not a curated record. Gene Ontology annotation, cellular component: plasma membrane. The coding region runs from base 359 to 2392 and encodes 677 amino acids.
CGACAGCAUGUCAGUGCGUCUUUAACGCGGUGACGUUUCCGUCCUGACGUCAUGGAUCCGGUAGCUUGUGAUUUGUGGGCCAAAUUCUCCUGAAUUCACCUGCUUUACCAUAAUAAAAGCUGCUUUCAAGUUGUCGGAGGAGGCUUGCUUUUCGAGACGAUGUUGCACAUGGAUCUUCCAAACAAUAUGCAUCAUCAUCAUCAUCAUCCUCAUCCGAGAAAUCAUUUAGCGUCUGGAUUCAGCAGUGUCUGAUCAAGAGCGGUGGCCUAAACCAUUCUUUGGUGGCAAAAUCAUAAACCUGUAAUAGCAUUCCACCUUCUCAUAGCAGUUGCAUAUUUGUAUUUGUCUCAAACUAGUCAUGUACAAUCCGGCAGUCGAAAAUGCAGGGUAUCCAAGUGGACCUAUAGCAGAUAAAGACGCAAAUCAGGAGACAACUUUAGGCAGUGCGUAUUCACCGGUCGACUACAUGAGCAUCACAAGCUUCCCUCGGCUGCCAGAGGACGAGGUGCUCUCUGGAGAUAACGCGCUCAGAUCUCGCAAAGAUGAUGACUGCCUCAGCGACCAAGAUACAGACCCAGAUGGGUUUUUGAAGUCUGCACGUCUGCAGCGUCUCCCGUCGUCGGCCUCGGACCUGGCCAGCCACGACAUCUCACCCCUCCAGGAGACCACCGUGGACCCCUUAGCAGAGGGCUGUGCCUGCCAGCGGGACGGACUGACGGUCAUCAUCACCGCGUGUCUCACCUUUGCUACAGGGGUCACAAUUGCUCUCAUCAUGCAGAUAUACUUUGGAGACCCACAGAUCUAUAACCAGGGGGCAGUGGUGACUGAUGUGUCCCAGUGCACAUCCCUGGGCUUUGACGUCCUGGCCAGGCAGGGAUCCAGUGUGGACGCGGCCAUCGCCGCCGCCCUGUGUCUGGGCGUCAUCCACCCACACACCUCUGGGAUCGGAGGCGGCGGGGUGAUGUUGGUCCACGACAUCCGGAAGAACCAGACGCAGGUUAUUGACUUCCGAGAGACUUCCCCAUUGUCUCUCAGCGAGGAAAUGCUGGAGGCAGGCUUCAAGCUGAAGCCCGGCCUGCUUGUGGGCGUACCGGGCAUGCUCAGUGGAAUGCACGAGGCUCACCAGCUCUAUGGCAGAUUGCCAUGGAAGGAUGUCGUUACAUUGGCAGCAGAUGUGGCCAGAAAUGGCUUCAACGUUAGCCAUGAUUUGGCUGAAGCUUUAGCUGCAGUUAAGAACCAGAGCAUGUCAGAAGCGUUCAUGAAGAUGUUCCUACCCAACGGCCAGCCUCCCAUCUCAGGCUUUUUCACCCGACGGCUCGAUCUGGCGGCCAUCUUGGAUGAGAUUGCGUCGAAGGGGAUCUCUGAAUUCUACAGUGGAAACCUGACCCAAGAAAUGGUUGCUGCUGUUCAAGCAAGGGGAGGAGUGGUGUCUGAAAAUGACUUUUCAACCUACAGCACAGCUUUAAGGCAACCAGCUGAGGUCGUCUAUCAAGGACACCAGGUAAUGGCGGCCCCAGCCCCACAUGCUGGCGUGGCCCUGAUCACAGCUCUCAACAUCCUGGAAGGCUACAACAUUACUAACCAGGUGCCCAGGAAUAGCACCUACCACUGGAUAGCAGAGUCUGUGAAAAUAGCACUGGCUCUUGCAAGCGGACUUGGUGACCCCAUGUACAACGGUUCAGUCUUGGAGGUAGUGUCUGAGAUGCUGAGUAAGGCCCAGGCUGCACGGCUUCGGGAGAUGAUCAACGACACUCAGGCGUUCCCUGCCGGUCAUUACACACCUUCAUUUGCGUUGGAGGAAGAAGGAGUGGCGAGCCAGGUUAUGGUCAUGGGGCCCGACGACUUCAUAGUGUCCGUCAUGGGCUCUGUGAACAAGCCAUUCGGAAGUGGGAUACUUACUUCUUCAGGGAUCCUUUUAAAUAGCCAGAUCCUGGCCUUUUCCUGGCCAAAUAAAACACAGACGUCGGAGCAUAACCCACACAACAACAUCGAGCCUGGAAAAAGGCCCAUGUCCUUUCUGAUGCCCACAGCUGUGAGACCUGCAGUGGGGAUGUGUGGCACCUAUGUAGCCCUGGGAUCUUCCAAUGGAGAGAGGGCCCUCAGCAGCAUUACACAGGUGCUGAUGAAUGUGCUGUCGUCCCGUAAGAACUUGAGCGACAGCUUAGCAUAUGGAAGACUCCACCCACAGUUACAGCCAAACACCCUUUUGGUGGACUCCGAGUUUCUGGAGGAGGAUGUCUUGGUCCUACAGGCCAAAGGCCAUGAGGUGAAGAGGACGGGUGUCUUGUCACUGGUGGAGGGGACCAGGAGAACCAAUGAUCUCAUUAUUGGGGUGAAGGACCCCAGGAGUGCAGAUGCUUCCGCUCUCACCAUGUCUAUGAACAUGCCCUAGCCAUAUCCUUUCACUGGAGAUGGAGGAUGUUUUCAAAUGCUACAAAGAUAGGUUUACCUUAGCAAAAAUGCACGUUUAAAGGUUUUCAUGCCGGGAAUUUAAUUAUUCCUGGGCUAGGGGCCUAGAAGGAGGUGUAAUGAUGGCUAGUCGAUGAGCAAAUAAAGACAUCUCCUUUUUUAGAAGACGAAUCAAGGCUACUGAUCAGUAAUUUUUUUAUUUUGUCGAUAUUGCCGCAGCCAAACAAUAUCAAGGGAUGUUAGCGGAAACCUUUGUCUCUACAUACUGCUUGAUGGUCCUAGGUCACAUUAACCCACCGUAAAACUUAAUUUUUCUGGGUUAUAUAGUGCAACUCAUAACACUGACCGACACAGCCAUUUUCCAUUGUGUAUUCGUCAACAAUGCAGUCCAUUUGAAAGAAAGGGUAGCGCCACGGUUGAAUUGGAAUUUGAUUUCCAACUGCAGCUUCGAUGCAAGAUGUGACACGUGUCAAACUAUUUUAAAUCACCGACAUACACUAAACCCUUUUCUAGCAUGUGUUCUUUCCAAGACAUUGUUUCAGAAUUAAUAAAUGACAAACGAAAGUAUCCAAUUUUGGUUUGGCAUUGAACACAGACCAUCGGUUGGGUUAUUUAUUUUUAUUUAUGUAUUCUUGUAUAGCACAAGAGAAGUAAAAUCAAACAAAGUUUAAAUUUAUCAAAUAAAUUAUACAAAUACUCGAUAAUUGUUGGAUGCUACACAUGCUUUGAAUGUGGACUGUACCUUUUUUAGUGAGCGCAAUCAGAACUUCCUUUGGACCACUUUACUAUUUAUGUUAGGGAUAGGAUCAAAUCGAUAAAAUGUUUUGAUGUAGUUGGGGGAGGUGGUUUCUUAUUAGCAGUUGUAAAAUAAAUGCAUUUAAAUGUUUUUAAGACUACUGUGCAUGGUUUCAUUCACUUUAAAUGUUUUGUUUUAUGUUUUUAUAAGAAAUACAUAGUUGUGUGUGCAAAUGAGCAUCUUUAUUUUACGAAUGAUCAGGUUAAAAUUUUUGUUAAUUAGUUAAACUUUUUUUUUUUCAUUUUGCCAUGUAGUUACAAUAAAUAUUGUCUUGUAUUGCACACAAUUGGUAAUAUAAUUCCUGCAAUGUAAAGUUAACUUCCAGAAAUAUAAAUACUGGCUUUCUGACAACACACCCAUAGUUGUUUUUGUGAAUGGUGCUUGUUGCACAUAAUCUGUUGUUUCUUGUUGCCUUCACUUGACGAUAAGUUGUCUUAAAAUACCUAUUUGCACAUGCAGCUCAUGUUUGCAUUAUUUAAUAUUCUUGUAUUUGAUUUUGAUCAAAAGCAAGCUUAUGCCCAAAAAUAAAAUGUUUGCACAAAG